Molecule: messenger RNA, 1431 nt
Organism: Rhinocladiella mackenziei CBS 650.93
Lineage: Eukaryota; Fungi; Ascomycota; Eurotiomycetes; Chaetothyriales; Herpotrichiellaceae
Exons: 2
Coding region: 1-1431 (476 amino acids)
Source: RefSeq, a predicted model, not a curated record
AUGGAUGACAUCGUACAAGCGUCGCUCUCAGCGCCGCUGAAUGACUCACGAGCACUGCACUUUUCCACGAAAUCUCCAUCGCUGUCGAGUACGGAGCAGGCGGAUGCGGACCUCGCUCCCAAGAUUCCGCAGCCCUCGGGGAUGACUUCUGCCACGCCAACAACAGCUCUAGAUGGAAUUAGGGCGGGGAUCAAACAAGACCGGCGGCCUGGAAAGCUUGACAUGCCCGAAUAUAAUGUACAGGACGAUGGUGGGGGCGGCCCACCCCGUCCUGGCUCAGAUCAAAUCUCCUCAGCCAUUCCUCGAAAUAUCCGCCCAAGAUAUCGAGAACGCUUCGACCGAUCUAUGCUUCGCCCAGACCGAAAUACUCCUUUUAAUGCUCAGAUUAUGGAACAUGUCACGGAUUGGGCUGAAUUAGGCUCGAUGAUUACGAAUGAUCAGAGACGGAACGAGGUUCUGGAUCGUGUCUUCGAGACUUUGAAGCAGGUUUGGUUCGAAGCUUUACGUCUCGGAUAUGAUUCCGGUGCCGGUGACAAAGAACUGCCCCGUACGAGCAAGCGAGCACCUGCUGAUCGUGGGAAAAAGUCAAUCACCCCUUCUCGGGUUUAUACAAUCCCACCGCCAAGACAACGCCACAAGAGAGAAAUGAGUCCAUCAAGCAUGCCGGUCUUGAUAUCGAAGAGUUACAAAGACUCCCAACGUUGGGCAGUCACGGCGGGAGAACUGCAAGAAGCCAGUGUGUCCGAGAAAAAGAUUCAAGUCUUGAACGAAGUUGGGGAAGUUUUGGAGCGAGAGAUAUCCCGGCGCGAUUGGUACCGUGUCAUGGACGCCACCAAACUGAAUCCCAGAGGGAGAAAUCUGUUUCUAUACUCUCUAUACGAAGUUCAGAUGUCACGACAGAGCCUUGCCCAUCUAGAGUUUCUAUAUCGAGGGUUCAAUCAAGUAACUCAAAAAUUGAAUACCCAGAGAAGAAUCGAUGAUGAAAAGGGACGCCACGAUUUGUUUAUGGCUUUGGCGUUGGAACUCGAUGAAAUGGAUUCCUCCUCAGUGUCUACAAGCAACGACCACCGCGCCGUUUGUGUGGGAAACAUUCCUGCUGCGGACCUACAAAACUCAAACCAGCCGAAGAAUCUCCUCGGGGAAUUUAUCCACAUGGUGGAAAUGUUGCUCAAUGAAACAGAUCCCGGAAGCUUAGUUGCAGUGUUUGAGGCUUCUGGGUUUCCUAGCGAUAACCUGGUCAAUAAUGACCUCCUGGAAGACCCAUCGAAUAAUUUUGACCGAGGCAAACACGCCCUGAGUGAACUGCUGGUCAAGGCAAGAGAACUACGGAUAUUAAUGCAGAAGACAGAUCAGGUCUUGGAGUUCGACCAAAAUUGUGUGAUCAGAUUCGAGACUUUGAAGAGCACGUUCGACAAAAAAAGAAAACACUAA